Messenger RNA from Coregonus clupeaformis (lake whitefish), 2062 nucleotides. RefSeq names its product vacuolar protein sorting-associated protein 72 homolog. Gene Ontology annotation, biological process: regulation of DNA-templated transcription; chromatin remodeling. The transcript has 6 exons. Gene Ontology annotation, cellular component: nucleus. NCBI's taxonomy places the organism in Eukaryota, Metazoa, Chordata, Actinopteri, Salmoniformes, Salmonidae. The record is from RefSeq and is a predicted model, not a curated record. Gene Ontology annotation, molecular function: ATP-dependent H2AZ histone chaperone activity. Bases 129 to 1229 code for a protein of 366 amino acids.
GCAUGUCGCACCAUAUCGACGUCAUUAGCUGCAUGCAUUGUCUUUUGUGGUAGCUAGCUAACAACAAAAACGUUAUAUUACUGAGCUAGGUAGCACAUUCCCUAUUAAUCUAGCUGAGCUAGGUCAUAAUGAGUGUAGCAUUUAGCAAAGAGCCCCGUAAGACGGCGGGGAACCGCAUGUCUAAGUUAUUAGAUGCUGAAGAAGAAGAUGAAUUCUACAAGACCACAUACGGCGGAUUCAACGACGAAUCAGGAGAUGAUGAGUACAGAGGGGAGCACUCGGACACAGAGGACGAGGUCGACAGUGACUUUGACAUAGAUGAGGGUGACGAGCCUGAUAGUGACCAGGAGGACGAUGCUCCUCGCAGGAAGAGUCGAGUUGUCACCAAAGCUUAUAAGGAACCUCUGAAGGUGACUAAGCCUAAACCAAAGAGGCCCUCAGAGGAGCUGAAGAAGACUGAGAAAGCCAAAGUGGAGAGGAGGGCACCGCAAGAGUUUCAGGAGUUUGGAGAGACUCGGAAGUCUGUGCGCCAGUCGACCAGCGAGCAUACGCGGAAGACCAACCUGCGACUGCAAGAAAGACAGGAUGCCCCACGACGGCGGAGGGGAGCCCACCACGACCGACCCCUGACCCAGGAAGAGUUGCUGGCUGAGGCCAAAAUAACUGCUGAGGUCAACCUCCGAUCACUGGAGAACUACGAGCGUCUUGAGGCCGACAAGAAAAAACAGGUCCAUAAGAAGCGGCGAUUUGAGGGCCCCACCAUCCGCUACCACUCUGUCCUCAUGGCCCUGGUGCCCCACUCCAUCUUAAAAGAGGAAAAUGUGGAUGUGGAAGGGUUAGACCAGGACACACCGCUGCCCAUUGCUGCUGUGGCACCAAGUCCCAUGCCUUCCCAGCAACCCUUGGGAGGUCUUUGCUCCCGCACUUACAUCACCUUUAGCGAUGAGGAGGCCUUUGAGGCUGCCUUCCCCCAGGCAGUGCGGACCGGCUCCCAGCCCCCCACCCAGGAAGUCUGUCCUGUCACCCACAAGGCUGCACUGUACAGAGACCCAGUUACAGACAUCCCCUAUGCCAACACACAAGCCUUUCGUAUUAUUCGUGAAGCCUACCGCAAAUAUGUGGCAGCUCAUGGAUUCCCCAACUCUUCCGGGGGUUUCUCUGUGGUUGAUGCCUCAGGUUCCAGGAGUGCACGCCAGAAAAUGGUCAAGCAGAGCACAGUUGCAAGGUAGAGGUUUCUCUCACAAGUCAUAUAUGGAAGAGUGAGUCUGUCCUUCAAUUUAGAGCCCCUCAUCUGUUCAAAGAUUUAAAGCUACAGUCUGGGAUUCAUCUUUCAGCAAAAUGGCAGCCCACUACUUGUUUUGGUGUACAGCUGAAUCAUGGGGCUACGGAAAUUCUUGUUUGUAAACAUUGGAGUAAUAGAAUUUACAUUUGGGAUAGAGCGGGGUUAGCCAAAACUAGCCUAUGAAUUAAGGGGUUUUAAAUGGUCUACUGAGAGUGCUUUGAAAUAUUUGAGGUUUUUGCCCUCAUGCUUUUUCAUUAUUCACAAUUCACAUACCUACAUUUCGCUUGUUCAAGUAGGCUAACCAUCCCCAUUUUCAAAGAGCGCCCCUCGUCUGAUUUCCAAAGACACGCUCCUCCAAACUAUUCAGUCCUCAAUAUCAACUGCAGAUUUUUGUUGAGGAUCUGCCUCACACAGGCCACGAUACAAUUGACAGGAGCCUAGUAUUUUGUAUAGACGUGACUGUUAUGCAUAAAGACAUUUAAGCCUACGUGUGCGCAUGGAAUGAGAGAAGCGAUUUAUGAUAUGCUUCUGACCCGAUCCUAUUUAGAAACAUUGCUGUUGCAGAUUGUUUUUCGUUUAAUUUGAUUAUAAACCAAACGUAUUAAAAAGAUUCACCGUCCAUGGGUUUAUAGUGAAAAUGUACAUGGCUUGAAUGCAAUUCAAUUGCUAUUUCUGGAGAAGUGAAAAUGUGACCCACCAGCUCAAAUCGGUCUUAUGUAGCAACAUUUGAAAUUGUGUUUUUUACAUUGAAUAAAAAGAGACUCAGAGCUACAAAAUGGU